Parastagonospora nodorum SN15 is the source of this 1470-nucleotide messenger RNA. RefSeq lists its product as hypothetical. The record is from RefSeq and is a predicted model, not a curated record. Gene Ontology annotation, cellular component: cytoplasm. NCBI's taxonomy places the organism in Eukaryota, Fungi, Ascomycota, Dothideomycetes, Pleosporales, Phaeosphaeriaceae. The transcript has 3 exons. Gene Ontology annotation, molecular function: phosphoprotein phosphatase activity. The coding region runs from base 1 to 1470 and encodes 489 amino acids.
AUGGCGCCAUCCAACAAGGAACUCUACCUACAUGAAGCACAGCAAAAGGCAUAUCUCUAUGUCGCACUCGCCAACGAGGAUAAGCUUACAGCUGAAGACAAAGUAGUAACGGAUAUCAGAAUCAGCGAGCUGCCUCCCCCCUCUAACUCAACCGAGUUGUGGGAGAGUAGAACUUGCGGAAUCUGGGUGCGGAUAAGCAAGUUCUCUGAUGACGUUGGCCAGGCUGUGACAGGUGUAGACGUUCUCUUUGGCACAGAUGCCGUUGAUCCACGACCACAAUGGGAUCUCACGCAAUCAUCACUUCAGCUCGAUUAUCAACCAGAAAUCCCGGUUGCAAGGCUAAGCGUGCGCCAUGGCCGGGCCAUACGCAAUAUUCGUGAAGCCUUGAGGGUCAAUAAGGAUGGCACAUUCAAAAUACUUCAGAUCUCUGACGCCCACAUGGUCACUGGCGUCGGAAUAUGCAAUGAUGCAAUUGAUGCACAUGGAAAGAAUCUGCCUGAGAGCCAGGCUGAUUCACGCACGGUAGACUUCAUCAACCAGAUCGUGGCGGCCGAGAAGCCGGAUCUUGUAAUGCUGCCGGGAGAUCUGUUGCACCAUGAUAUUCCCGAUAGCCAAACCGCCCUUUUCAAGCUGCUAGCUCCUCUCAUCCAACAUAAGAUCCCGUACGCAAUGGUAUUUGGCAAUCAUGAUUGCGAGGGUGACUACGCAUUGUCUCGUGAAGAACAAAUGGCGAUAAUUGAGACUCUGCCAUAUAGCCUCUCAGAAGCAGGCCCAGAGCAGGUUGAUGGUGUAGGCAAUUUUUACCUUCAAGUCCUGUCUUUCGACCCAUCAGAACGACCGGUAUUGACUUUGUUCUUCCUGGACUCGCACAGUGCGAUAGGUGAAUCGUCCUCCAAGCCCGACUAUAAGCCCAUUCAGCCGAGCCAAAUCGUCUGGUACGAGAAGACCUCUGAAGCGCUACGACAUGAGCGUGUCAAGGAUGCUAAAGACGAUAAUUUCCAUUUGUCUUUCGUCGUCCAACAUAUUCCUAUACCAGAGUUCGCAGACAAGAAUCUUGUUAUCCGAAGUGGCCAUCGAAGAGAACCAACCGAAUGCCCCAGUAGAGACUUCUCAUUCUACGACGCUUUAGUCAGGCAAAAUGCAUCAGCAAUAAUUUGCGGCCACGAUCACGUAAACAACUUCUGCGCUCAAUUACAGCAAUGGCCACAACAAGAUGGCACCAAAAUUCCUAGUCAUCUUUGGCUAAUCCAUGGAGGUGGCAGUGGAUUUGGAGGUUACUGUUCGUACGGCCAGACGCGAUAUUAUCGACAGAUGCGGGUUUUCGAGCUUAACGUAAGAAACAAAGAUUUGAGGACUUGGAUGCGGGAAGAAUACAAGUCGCACAGAGUGGAUGAGCUGGUGCUGGUGCAGAAUGGAGCGGCGAUCGAUCCAUCAGAAGAUGAUGAACGUACAAGCUACAUAACGAGCUGA